Caenorhabditis remanei is the source of this 6015-nucleotide messenger RNA. RefSeq lists its product as uncharacterized. Gene Ontology annotation, molecular function: cytoskeletal motor activity; actin filament binding; ATP binding. Bases 1 to 6015 code for a protein of 2004 amino acids. Gene Ontology annotation, cellular component: myosin complex. The transcript has 12 exons. The record is from RefSeq and is a predicted model, not a curated record. NCBI's taxonomy places the organism in Eukaryota, Metazoa, Nematoda, Chromadorea, Rhabditida, Rhabditidae.
AUGAUGACAUCUCGAACGAAAAAUGAUGAGAUUGACCAGUUGAGAGCCAAGACAGACUUUCUGAAUCCGUCGAUUUCGGCGGAUUGGGCGAAGAAGAAGUUGAUAUGGGUGCCAAGUGAAAAAGACGGAUUCGCACUCGGCGCCAUCACCGGCACCGCCCAUUCAGACGGCACAAUCGACGUGGAACUGAUGGAAACUGGCGAGAAGCAACGUGUCUCUUCUGAUGAUUGCCAGAAACCGAAUCCACCGAAAUACGACAAAUGCGAGGAUAUGUCGAUGUUGACGUGUCUCAACGAGGCGUCGGUUUUGCACAAUUUGAAGCAACGCUACUUUUCGAAUCUCUAUUAUACAUAUUCCGGCCUGUUCUGUGUCGUAAUCAAUCCGUACAAACGCAUCCCAAUCUACACGGAUACGAUUGCCGAACAGUUCAAAUGCAAGAAGCGAAAGGAGAUGCCGCCCCAUAUAUUCGCCGUGGCAGACGAGGCGUAUCGUAGUAUGUUGCAGGAGCGCGAUGAUCAGUCGAUUCUGUGCACUGGAGAAUCUGGUGCUGGAAAGACGGAGAACACGAAGAAAGUGAUCCAGUACUUGGCGUACGUCGCCAACCGGACGAUGGUCAAGAAUCGGAAGACGUCAGUUGACUUGGACGCGUCGACGAACAGAGUUAUGGGACAACUCGAAGAGCAACUCCUACAAGCGAAUCCAAUUCUCGAGGCGUUCGGUAACAGUAAGACGGUGAAAAACGAUAAUUCCAGUCGUUUCGGAAAGUUCAUUCGUGUCCAUUUCGACAGUACUGGAUGCAUUUCUGGAGCCAAUAUCGAAUUCUAUCUGCUUGAGAAGUCACGAGUCCUCAAACAGUCGGCCAACGAGAGAUCAUUCCAUAUCUUCUAUCAGUUGUUGAAAGGAUUGUCGAAAGCGCAGAGAGAACAAUUCCUGCUUGAAGACAGUCUCUCCAAGUAUAAAUUCAUGUCAAAUGGAGACAGUAAACUGGCGGGAGUCGACGAUGGAGCAGAGAUGAAGGAGACACUCACCGCGAUGUCAAUAAUGGGACUCAACGACGACGAGAUUGCUGGAAUUCUGCGCGUCGUCUCUGCCGUCAUGUUGUUCGGAAAUCUUGAAUUCUCUCAAGAGAACAAGAACAACGACCAGGCGGUUCUUCUGAAUGACGCCGUCGCGCAGAAGAUUGCUUCACUCCUCGGAGUCAACGUCACCGAACUGAUGCGUGCGUUCUUGAAGCCGAAGAUCAAGGUUCAACGAGAUUUGGUGCAUCGUGCGCAGAGUGUCGAUCAAGUCAACUUCUCUGUCGGAGCCAUCGCCAAGGCGUCCUACGAACGACUCUUCAGAUGGCUCGUCCAUCGUCUCAACAAGUCGUUGGAUCGUACUCGUCAACAGUCGGUCAGCUUCAUUGGAAUUCUCGAUAUCGCUGGAUUCGAGAUCUUCGAUACCAACUCAUUCGAACAACUCUGCAUCAACUACACCAAUGAGAAACUCCAACAACUAUUCAACAACACGAUGUUCGUUCGCGAGCAACAAGAGUAUCUCGACGAGGGUCUCGAGUGGAAAUUCGUCGAUUUCGGGCUCAAUCUUCAACCGACUAUCGAUUUGAUCGACAAACCGAUGGGAAUCAUGUCGACACUCGACGACGUUUGCUUGUUCCCACAAGGAAGUGAUCUCUCGUUCGUCACACGUCUCAACGAUACGCACAAUCAACAUCCGAAGUACGUCGUCCCGGAGAUUCGUUCUCGUAGUGACUUUGCCGUCGUUCAUUAUGCUGGACGUGUCGACUAUCAGGCGGACGGAUGGAGAGUGAAGAAUAUGGAUCCGUUGAAUGAGAAUGUGAUUGAUUUGCUCAAGGCGUCGAAGGAGUCGAUCAUUGUCGACAUGUGGAAGGAUAUUGCCGAUGUGUGUAGUCUCUCGGCGGCUGACAGUGCCUCCGACACUGGAGUAUUCGGAUCACGAAUGCCGAAGAAGGGAAUGUUCCGUACCGUAUCUCAACUCUACAAAGAGCAACUCACUCGUCUCAUGAGCACUCUCAACAACACCAACCCCCAUUUUGUCCGUUGUAUCAUUCCGAAUCACGAGAAGAAACACGGCGUGCUCAACGCGCAUCUCGUCCUCGAUCAGCUCAGAUGUAAUGGAGUGCUCGAAGGAAUUCGAAUCUGUCGUCAAGGGUUCCCGACACGUCUCCCGUUCCAAGAGUUCCGUCAUCGUUAUGAGAAACUGCUGGCGCCGGAUGUGAAUCCUGCAGGAUUUAUGGAUGGAAAGGAGGCGGUCCGUCGUAUCGUUCAGUACCUUGAGCUCGAUAGCAACCUGUUUCGUAUCGGACAAUCGAAGAUCUUCUUCCGUGCCGCUGUCGUCGCGGAAUUCGAGGAGAUGCGUGAUCAGAAGUUGUCGGAUCUCAUAGUCUCAUUCCAAGCUCAAUGCCGUGGAUGGCUCGGACGACGUGUGAUGGUGAAGAGACGUGAACAAGAGGUGGCCAUCAAGAUUCUCCAAAGAAACGGACUCGCCUGGAUGAGACUGAGAGAAUGGCAGUGGUGGAGACUGCUGACGAAGGUGAAGCCACUUCUCGAAGUCACCAAUAAGGAUGAGUUGAUUGCGGAGAAGGAGGAAGAGCUGAAAGUGACUUCUGAGAGACUUCGUCGCUCGGAGGUCUUCAUCGCCGACUGCAAGCAACAGAUGGAGAAAAUGGAUGAGGAGAGACUCGUUCUCAAGACACGACUCGACGCGGAAUCGUCGGAACGAGCUGAAAUGUUCGAGGAGCGAUCCCGUAUUGCUGCUCGUAAAAUAGAGCUGGAAGGAAUGUUGGAUGACAUGUCGAAACGUCUCGAGUCGGAAGAGCAAAAGGCGAAGAAGGCCGAGGUAGAGACGCGUCGAUUGACUGAAAUGGUCAAGCAUCUUGAGGAGAAUCUGGAAGACGAGGAACGCAGUCGUCAGAAGUUGCUGCUCGAGAAGAAUUCGAUUGAGUCGAGAUUGAAGGAGCUCGAGGCGCAGGGUGUCGAGUUGGAGGAUUCGGGGAAUAAGCUCACAAAAGAGAAGAAGGCUCUGGAAGAGCGAUGCGAGGACCUCUCAUCUCGUCUCAUCGAUGAAACCGAGAGAUCGAAGCAGUUGGUGAAAGCAAAGGCUCGUCUGGAAUCUGCGAUUGCCGAGGCGACGGAUGAGCUUGAAAAAGAGAAACAACAACGCCACCACGCUGAAACUGCUCGUCGCGCCGCCGAGACUCAACUUCGCGAAGAGCAAGAGGCGUGCCUUGAGAAGACCCGAAAAGCCGAAGAGCUGACAGCUCAACUCAUGCGUCGAGAGACCGAAUUGUCACAAAUCUCUAUCAAAAACGAUGAGGAGCUCGCCGCGCGGCAGCAACUCGAACGAGAGAUCCGCGAGAUUCGUGCCCAGUGCGACGACGCUGUCGAGGAGGCGAACAAGGAGAAGACGGCACGUCAGAAGGCGGAGAAGGCUCGACGCGAUAUGGCUGAAGAGUUGGAGUCGUACAAGCAAGAGUUGGAGGAGUCGAACGAUAAGACGGUGCUCCACUCGCAACUCAAAGCGAAACGAGACGAAGAGUACGCGACACUGCAGAAACAACUGGAAGACACUGUCAAAUCGUCGGAGGAGACGGUCGAGGAGAUGAAGGUGCAAAGUCAAAAGAAAAUUGAGGAACUCAUGGAGACGAUUGAUCAGUUGAAACGUCAGAAAAUUUCGGCUGACAAAUCCCGUUCCUCAGCCGAAUCGGACGCCGAGAACAUCCGUGCCGAACUCUCGAACGUGGCAUCGGCUCGCCAAGAGGCUGAACGAAAGCGGAAGGCAGCGGAGGCGGCGUUGAUGGAGAAGGAGCACAAGAUGCGUGAGAUGACGUCGAAUUUGGAUGAUCUGAUGGCCAAAUUGCAAAAGAUGAACAACGAAUUAGAGAACAUCCAAAAAGCGAAGAGCGCAGAGGAGACGCUGAACUCGAAUCUGCUCAAAAAGAAUGCAUCUCUCGAUAUGCAACUCUCAGAGCUCACCGAGGCAUCCGAAGAGGAUCGUCGUACCCGUGCCAACCUCAACAAUAAGAUUCGUCAACUCGAAGAAGAGCUCGCGUUGGCUAUCGAGGCGAAAGAGGAUGCGCUGGCUGCACAGGAGAAGCUGGAUAAGGAAGCGAGAGAGUUGAAGACUCAACUCGCGGACGCCCGGAAGAAGUUGGAUGAGGAGAACCGUGAGGUGAUGGAGGAGAUGCGUAAGAAGAAGGAGAAGGAGCUGAUCGCGGAGAAGGAGCGAGCCGACGCUGCAGAGGCGGCGAGAGAUAAGGCGGAGCGGGCGAAGAAGAAGGCGAUCCAAGAGGCGGAGGAUGUGCAGAAAGAGUAUACGGAUAUGAUGGCGGCGACGCGGGAGAUGGAGAGAAAGCAGCGGAAACACGAACAGCAACUGGCGGAUGAGAGGAAUAACACUGCGUUGGCACUACAGGAGAGAGAUAUGGCACAACAGAUGCUUCGCGAUGCGGAGACGAAGGCGUUGGUGUUGGCGAACGAGUUGACGGAGAAGAAGGAGUUGGUUGAGCAGUUGGAGAAGGAGAAGAGGACGCUCAAGUUGGAGAUUGAUAAUUUGGCCUCCACGAAAGACGACGCGGGAAAGAAUGCGUACGAGUUGGAGAAGACGAAACGUCGUCUCGACGAGGAGUUAAACAGAGCCGAGCAACAAAUCAUCGAGCUGGAAGAUGCACUUCAGAUUGCCGAAGACGCGAGAAGUCGUGUGGAAGUGAACAUGCAAGCGAUGAGAACAGAGUUCGAGAGACAGCUGGCUGCUCGAGAAGAGGACGAGGAGGAUCGGAAGAAGGGACUCUCUUCGAAGAUUCGAACGCUCACCGAGGAAUUGGAGGCGGAGCAACGUGCACGACAGAGCGCAGUUGCUGCGAAGAAGAAAAUCGAGUUGCAGAUCAGCGAGUUGACCGAGAAGAACGAGGCCGCCUAUCGACAGAUUGAGGAUUUGAAUCGUCAACUUCGUAAGGCACAGCUGGGAAAUAAGGAUGCUGAGAUGGAUGUGGUUGAGGCUCGUGCUGCACGGGACGAUGCGUUGGCUGCACAACGGGAUGCGGAGAAGAGAGCUCGUGCGUCGGAAGAUGAGAUCAAGCGGCUCAACGCUGACGUCCAGGCGGUCUCAUCGUCGAAACGUAAAGCGGAGGCGGAGCGUGAUGAGUUGAUUGAAGAGGUGGCGACACUUCGCGCGUCUGCAUUCAGUUCCGACGAGAAGCGACGUCUAGAGGCGAAGGUGAUGGAUUUGGAGGAUCAACUCGAUGAGGAGGCGUCGGCGAACGAGGUGGCACAGGAGAAGGUCCGAAAAGCACAACAACAGUUAGAACAGAUGACGGCGGAUUUGGCGAUGGAGAGAAGCGUUUGCGAGAGGAAUGAGACGGAUCGAAUCGCGUUGGAACGGGCGAAUCGAGACUUGAAGCAGCAGUUGUUGGAUGCUGAAAACACCGCCGUCGCUCGUCUCCGCACUCAAAUCAAUGUGGCCGAGGCGAAAGUGGCGAACUUGGAGCAGCAACUAUCGCUCGAGGAGCAAGACAAGAUGCGGCAGGGACGAACACUGAGAAGAAUGGAGACGAAAAUGGCGGAAGUGAUGCAGCAACUGGAGGAGGAGAGACGACAGAGUGAGAGUAACCGUCAGGCUUCUGAACGUCAGAACUCGAGAAUCCGUCAACUCCGUGCUCAACUUGAGGACGCCGAAGCGGAGCGGGAUCGUCUUGUGAAGAAGGUGAAUGAGGAGAGAAGACGUGCCGACGAGGUGGCCGAUCUCAACGAGACGCUCACCAAAGAUGUGUCACUGAUGAGACAACGAGAGACGGCAGCGCGUCGGACACCCGGAUUGAUGGGAGGACACCGAGAGUCGAGACGAUUCGGAAGCAAUUCUAGUCUUGUCAGAGAUGAAUUCCGUGGCUCAGCACUGACAAACGAGAUGUCGCCGUCGGAUCGUCCGGCGUCCCGAUUGACUUCUGGCACUGGUUCCCAACUUGGAAACACUGAUGAGGAUCGUGAUUCGAUUCGCAACUAG